AUGAAGCGAGCAUUGAACGAUAUUCCAGUAGAGACAUGUAAGCGUUUAGUAGUCUCUGCUCAGCAAAUGUUUGAAGAAGAAAUUUCAAAAACUCUUUNAUAUUAUAUAUAUAACGAUGACGAGAACAAGGAGUAUGUUGAUGGUGAUGAUGAGGAUAAAGAUGAGGAUGACGAUGACGAUGAUGAUGGCGAUGCGGAUGAAGAUGGCGAUGACGAUGACGAUUACGAGGAGGAUCAUAAAGAUGACGAUGACGAUGAUAAUGACAACGAGGAUGAGGACGAGGACGACGACAAUGGCGACGACGGUGACCACGGCGAUGAUGAUGACGAGGACAAUAACGGUCACGAUGAUGAUGACGAUGGCGAUGUUAGUAAAAUUAAAAAAUAUAUUAUAAAUGUAACAGUUAUUACCAAAGAUAAGAAAAAACUGUUCUUUACAUACAAAUACAUGUUUCUAAACAAGACUAUCGAGGACCUCCAAUGA
Molecule: messenger RNA, 483 nt
Organism: Anoplophora glabripennis (Asian longhorned beetle)
Lineage: Eukaryota; Metazoa; Arthropoda; Insecta; Coleoptera; Cerambycidae
Product: phosphopantothenoylcysteine decarboxylase subunit VHS3-like
Exons: 4
Coding region: 1-483 (160 amino acids)
Source: RefSeq, a predicted model, not a curated record